AUGAUUAUUGAUAGGUGCUUACCAUACCAAAAACUACAGAAAUAUCAGGUUGAGAAAUUGUACAAACUUGAAAAAACUAGUUCUGAACUAUAUGUUACACUGGGUGCAGGAUUUUGUUACCAAGGGGACUAUAAAUCUUGUUUGAUAUUUAUCAACGUAUUAGAAAAUGCUAUGUUGGCCAUUCCAAAAAUUCGAACAGGAUAUAGAGUAGAAUGGCCGAACACAAACAAGAAAAAGUUCCUCGAUGAAUAUUUACUGGAAGAAAAACAAAAGUCAGUAGGGAAGGAAGUUACGAAAAAAGAGAGGGAAGAAAUAAUAGAGAAAAUGUGUAGUCUUUUAGGCUUGCCUGAGAAGCUUUUAACCACAAAAGGACCUUGUAAACGACCAGAUUUAAUGACAAAGACACAGUUGAAUAACGAGCUGCAAUCACGAGGCUUGAGUUUGGAUGGCAGUUUAGAACAACGACAAUCUACAUUAGAAAAAGAUGAUAAAAAGUGCAAAUAUCUGACUUUACCGGACAUCAGAAAUAAGAGGCUCAGAGAUCUUCUGUAUUAUUCUGUGUCUCCUACUUGUUUACGAUUGGAUGCUUGCUUUAGUCCAACUAUUACAAUUGGCAGGAAGACGAUAAAGAAAUCAUUUAAAGCGUUUGUAAAUGUUGAUAACUGUCACUUUAUUGUGACACUAGGAUUUGAAGGAUGGAGAAAAAGUUUAAUUUUAAUCAGUUAUGAUUGGGGAAAGAAAGAAGAACUACAUAUAACAGAUGAAAUAAAAGUAAUGUUUUCCAUCAGUCGAAAUGAGGACAAAAAUCAGUUUUCCGUAAAUCUUGGAAUGAAGCUGUCUAUUCAGGGAUCAGUAUUGAUUGAUGAAAUGUUUAUUCAAGAUAUGCAUGUACCAAUUCCAUUUUGUGACUCUAGUUUCAAGUUGCCUGGAGAUGGGUCGUUAAAAGGACUGGUUGAAUCGUUGGGUAACAAAAUGACAUCUGAAGGAUUUAAACUUGUUUUGAAACAAUUUGGACUAGAUAAAAUACUUCCGAGUAGUCCAUGUACGGUCCCAGAUUUCACAGCAGAUUGUCCUUUAGCCAUCGAUCCUAAGAAAUAUCUGCCAUCAAAUUUGCAUGGAAUAGUUCGGUGCAAUAUGACGAACGACUGCUUCGGCUUACACUGUUGUCUUGAUUUGAAAUUCACAGUUCGUGUUGACAUAAUUGAACUGAGUGUUCCUAUGUUAUUUAAAAUGGACAGCUGUAAUUUUGAGGUAGAAGCUAAAUUUGGAACCUUUAAAUACAAAUCUAGCAUUUUGAAUUAUGACUGGGGUAAUGAACAAAGUUUGAAAAUUGGAAGUGGGGAACCAGCUCCAAUUAUUAUAAGAUAUUCUGUGAACAAAGAUUACAACAAUGACAUUAUUGUGAAUGUUCAGAUCACAAUAUGUUUCAAUAUUGGUGAAGAAACGUUCUGCAUUCCAGAAAAUGGAUUUUAUCUUUUGAAUAACCAGAUUAUUCCGUCUUGUUCAAGAAAUUUUACAGACAUUACAAAAUUUUCAGUAUCAAAUUGGAUGAAGGAGACAUCCGUAGGUUUACAUGAUGGGAUGAAAGAAGCUGCCGUACAUUAUGUAUUAGAAAAGCUUGACAUACAACACUUAUUUGAGGGUCCAAUGUGUGAUCGUAAGAGGAAACCUUAUAUUCCAAGUGUCCAAGGAUGGCAUAAUGAAUGUAAAUUCGGGGUAUUCAGGUUACCCGACGUUGAAAAUAUGAUGUCAUGUCAUAUAACAGAGUUUUGCACAGGGAUAAAGUGCUGUGGAGUUAUACCAAUUUUUGGAUUGACGUUAGAACCAUUUCUUAUCAUUGAUCCGUGUGAAUAUGUCAUAUUUUAUGGCAUAAAUACAAUUAAUAAAAGUUUAUCUCUAUUUGACUACGAAUGGGGAAAGAAGAUUCAACUAUCAUUAGCUAAUAAUGUCAUAAAGAUAGAAUUUUCAAUUCGAAAACCACCAGGACAGAAAAUGUAUAUAAUUGACCUGUCAAUCAUGGCAUGUUUAAUUGAUGGUGAAAAAUGUGUACCCGAUAUUAAAAUAUUGGACUCGACACAGUUUCGACAGAUUGUUUGUGAUCUUGAUGUUACAUUUAAUUUGAAAAAUUUUUCUCUGAAUAACUGGAUCCAUCAGAUUGGCAGUAGUGACGAGUCGGGAAAGUUGAGUACAUCACAAGUACGACUUCUUCUACAGCAGCUUGGACUAGACAAAUAUAUCAGCUCUCCUGGAUGUAAACGUACUGAUUCAAAAUAUUUACCAGCUGUCAAAGGAUGGAAAUCAGAUUGUACCUAUCUUUCAAGUUCAGGCCUUGUUGAAUUACCGAAGUAUUUAUCGUGUUCCGUAUCAGCAUCUUGCACAGCUGUUGACUGUUGUAUGGACUUGAAUUUACUGAAUUUAACGCUUAACUUUCAUAUUUCUGUAGAUACAUGUGAAUUUAUCAUUAAAGGUGCUAUAGAAAAAUUCGACUUUGAACUGCCGUUUUCCAAUUAUGUUUAUGGAGAUGUUAGAGAAGUAAGACUUCGGGAGGUAAUCAGGAUCAUGUGAGUGAUAAUUUAUGUACAGCUGAUCGAAAAACUGCAACGGUUUAACUCUGUCCUGCCAUAUAUCUGUCAGUCAGUCAGUGUAUCGAGACUUUCUGCCUGUGAACUUCAAAUGAGAGCUUGUGUAAACUGGAAACAGACUUCAUGUCAGCGUGUUGCCUGUUGAACUUAAAUUCACAUAUACUUUGUAAUGUCGAAAUAUUUGUCGAAUUUUUAUGUGGGACUUUUUU
Messenger RNA from Mytilus trossulus (common blue mussel), 2791 nucleotides. RefSeq lists its product as uncharacterized. The transcript has 19 exons. The record is from RefSeq and is a predicted model, not a curated record. Bases 1 to 2565 code for a protein of 854 amino acids. Lineage: Eukaryota; Metazoa; Mollusca; Bivalvia; Mytilida; Mytilidae.